AUGCUUAAAUUGAUUGUUUAGAAUAAAUAAAAGUUGUUACGACAAUUAAAAGAAAGAUAUUUUUCGCAUCGAAAUCAUAUGAAGUAAACGGGUUGAUUUUAAUCAUGAUGGCCAGCGGUAAAUGGCGGUAAAUAAGAAUUACCAUAGCAACCAAUACUCGAACAGUACAAGUAAUGUUUCAAAAUGUCGGGCAAUGAGGAAGAUUCAAAGCCCGAUUCCAGCGAAAACAACAAGCAAAACCUGAAAGGUGUAACAAAUAAACUUAAAGCUGAAGCUUUGAGAAGGCUCAAACUCGAAGAUGCUGAGUAUGACGAAGAAAAAUCAAAGGAAGAGGGCAACAAUGAUACAGGAGAAACAACCGAUGUUCCCACUUCAUCGGAAGAUGGGCAAAAGUCAGUCCCAAUAAACGCAGAAGAAACUAAUGUGUCUGCUGAAAAUAGUACAGCUGAACAAGUUAAAAAUCAUAGUGACGCAUCAAGUGAAUUGAAGAAACAUGACGAAGGACAACCAAGCAAAGAAGACGAAAAUGUUCGGGAUGAUCAAGUUGUUUCUACAAAUGAUGGAGUUCAGCAAAUUCAGGCAGAUGAUGAAGAUAGCUCAGGCAAGAGAAUAAGUGAGCCAUCUACUGAACAACAAGAUGUAACUAAAGAAGAAGAAGGACCGGAAAACGCAGGAUCUGCUCCURAUAUAAACAAAAAGCCAGAAAGCGAACAUGGGACUGACAAUGRAAUUGCUGAUACUACUGGUMCUGGURAAAYUGAUAGGMAUGAUACUGGACCUGAUKAUAGUGCCCGCUCAAAUGUUGAUGAUAUAGGGUCUSCACCAUCAGCAGAACAAUCCGCAACUGAURAGUCAAAGAUAAUUUCUGAAACAACGGAGAUUCCAGAGGAAAAGAUUUCUAGCUCAUCUAWAGAGCAAGAAUCAGCAAAGUCUAAUUCACAGGAAAAUGAAGAAGAUCAAGAGGCAAAAGAUAAYGUUAAAGAUGAAACAGUAAAAGAAACUGGACAAGAUAGAAUGGAAGAAGGUGGAAAAAGUGGAAAAGAAAAAGAAAGUGAGAGUAAUGGAAUAGAAAGAGAAAUUAAGCAAGAUGAUGAUUUGAAGGAAACMGAAUCAGCUGAAAGCAAAGCACAAAAUGAACAAGAUGAAAAGRCAAUAGAAAGUGGACAAGAURGGACUAAAGYUACCAAAGAAAGUUCAAAUGAAGAUAAAGCAGAUGUUGCCAGUACUCAAGCUACUUCAACAGAACCCAAGCCAAGUGAUUCUUCUAAACCUGAAGAUGAUAAAGAACAAAGUGAUGAGAUUUCCCCACCUUUAAAUGAAAUAGUUGAAGGACAAACCGAAAACAAACCCAAUAAUGAUUCUUCUGUUGCUACAGAUAUAGGAGAAAAUAGCAAUGUAAAGUCAGAUAAUGAAAAUAAUAGUAUAAGUAGUACUGAUCACAAAUCUAUUGAAAAACAGGAGGAUAAAGAUGGCAUCUCUGAGGACAAAGUAAAGUCUGAUGAAGCUACAAAGGAUGCACAAGGUAAUAGUGAAACAACUCAAGAAAAAGAUGAAGCCAAAGGAAAUAUCCCAGCCACAGAAAACAGUAAUAAAGAAGAUGAUACAGUAAAGUCCUCUCAAGAAAAAAAGGAGUUGUCUCAGGCUGAUAGCAAUAUCCCUGUUUCAAAUGAUAAACAAGAAGCUAAUGUUGAUGAAAAAUCCAGCAAAGAWAAAAUUGAUUCCAGUGCAGAAAGCAAGGAUAUAGAUAAAACAGAUAAAAAAGAAUCUGAAACAACCAAAGAAUCAAGUAAAGAUGAUAAAAUUGGAGAAGAAAAGGAUGGUGAAAAGAAGAGUGAAUCAAAAGAAACUGUGCAAGAAGAAGGAGAGGCACCUCCAGAAGUAGAUAAAGAGCAACAAARCGGAGAAGAUGCAUUACAAGAAGGUGCACCUGAAGGCCAAGUUGAUGGGGAAGAAGAAGAAACAGUACUAGCUGAUGAUUUUUUCUAUGACUAUGAAGAGAUUGUUUCUAAGCCAUACUCUUCAGAAGGAAUUCCUAAUAGUCUUUUGACUUUACACCAUUCGUUUGGGUUUGAGUGUACAAAAAGAGAAAACCUUCAUGUUAUGGAUGAGGAAACUAUUCUAUUUUCUGCUGGCAACAUGGGACAGUUACUUAACAUCAAAACUCAAGAGCAGACCUAUUUCAGGACUACGGGAGGUGGUGGUAUUGGGGCAAUAGCAAUCCACCCAAGCAGAAAGUAUUUUGCAGUUGCUGAGAAAGGAAUCAAACCAAAUAUCAACAUAUUUGAGUAUCCUUCACUCAAACUUCACAGAAUCUUACGAGAUGGAACAGAAGAAGCUUACUCCAACCUUGACUUUUCUCCCGAUGGAACUAAACUUGCUUCUGUUGGUUGUGCUCCUGAUUUCAUGCUGACAGUGUGGGAUUGGAAGAAUGAGAAAAUUCUGUUAAGAUAYAARGCAUUUUCUCAGGAUAUUUACAAAGUUGCCUUCUCUGCUGACAAUGAAGGACACGUCAACACCAGUGGAUCUGGACACAUCAGGUUCUGGACAAUGGCAAACACAUUUACUGGACUUAAAUUACAGGGAAUGAUUGGAAAAUUUGGGGCAAAAGAAAUUUCAGACAUUGAAGGUUUUGUGGAGUUGCCAGAUGGUAAAGUMCURUCAGGGUCAGACUGGGGUAACAUGUUACUGUGGGAGGGUGGUUUAAUCAAGGUGGAGAUAUCUAAGAAAGGCAAAAAGACAUGUCAUCAUGGAAUGAUUCAGCAGUUCUUCAUGGAUGAAGGAGAAUUGAUGACUAUUGGUGUUGACGGAUUUGUCAAGGUUUGGGAUUUUGAAAGUAUUGACAAUGCUGAUACUGAUGAUCAGGGUGCAUUGUUUGAGGUCGAUCCCAUGUAUGAGCUAAAGGUUGGUACUGAUGUUAAACUAAUGUCUAUGCAAAAGGCAGUCAAUAGUGAGGCUCCAAUUUGGUAUGCUCAGGAUGCUGGAGGCGGUAUUUGGAAGCUGGACUUAUCGUUCACUCACACCAGCCAUGCUCCAGAACGCAUGUUUUCCUUUCAUGCCGGUCGUAUAACAGGAUUAGAYACYUCRCCUGUUGCWCAYUUUGUUGCUACUUCAGGAGAAGAUCAUACAGUUCGUGUGUACGACUACCUGGCAAAGAAGCAGAUCUGCCAUUCUAAGUUUAAUUCAGGCAGUUCUACMYUGCUCUGGGUUCCAAAAAUUGUCAGUACYAAAGGUACCUGCAUCUUAGCUGGUUUUGAAGAUGGUGUGGUGCGUCUUCUUACUCUCAAUAAAGUUGACCUUUCRCAAGUUCGUUCCAAGAAGUCUAAAUCUGACUUUGAGCUUAAUCUAACCCAAGUCUUCAAGCCGCAUACAAAACCUGUCACUGUCAUGACUAUUGAUGAUAAAGGAGAGUUAUUAGCCACUGGGAGCUCUGAUUGCACAGUGUUCUUCUUCACAAUUGGUGAUACUUAUAAACCCAUUGGCUUUGUUGAAACUGCUUCUCCUGUCGUAUCUAUUGAAUGGUCAAACAAGGGGAAGAAAGAGAGAAGYGUCUUAGUAAGCUGUAAAGAUGGGACUGUCUUGGARGUGGAAGCACCUCAGCCAGGAGAACAUGACACAAGUAAAACUUUCCACCUGCCGCUAAAGAACUUGAAAAUCACUGAAUUCUUCUUUAAGAGAGUAAAAGACAAGCUAAGGAAAGCUGAAGCAGAUGCAAUCAAAGCCAAAGAAAAAGAAGCAAAGCGAAAGAAAAAGGAAGCAGAGAGAGCUAGAAGACGGGAAAGAGGUUUAGAAGAGGAAGAAGAGGAGGAGGAAGAAGAAGAAGAGGAGGAGGAAGAACAGGUCGAAGAAGUACAGGAUCACGGACCAAGUGAGAUCAUCAAGGGUUUCUAUCACAACAAAAAUGACAAAUUCUUCUUAUCAAUGGAUGGCUGGGAUGCAGGGUAUCUAUACGAAUGUGAGUUUUCUGAAAAACCAWCAGAAGGAGAMGAAAAGGGUGAAGAACCAGURCGUAGUAUUCCUGUYGACAACAGCAAUGAUGCACCGAUWAGAUCCGUUUACACAACACAUUCCAAGAAGUUCCUUCUGUUUGGCAUGGAAGAUGGMAUCAUUCGYAUCCACCCUCUAGARGAUGGCACUGAUCUGGAGCAUCUCCAAUCCUAUUGGUCGUUUAGUAUCCAUGACAACCAUAAUGGCGCUAUAACCAAGAUCAUYACUAGUUUUGAUGAUAAGUACGUCUUUACCUCGGGUGCUGAUGGGAAUUUCUUUGUGCACAAGUUCAUGGAUGAAGCUGUUAAGGGAAUCAAGAUACCGCAUAAAAUUUCACUGCCUUCUCCUAAGAAACGUAUUGGAGAAGAUGGUCAAGAAAUUAAAGACAAAGUGGAUGAUAUUGAUGAUCCUAAUUUCUACAGUAUUGAACUUGAAAAACAGAAAGCAGAACACGACCGAAUGGUGAAACUUGCCGAGGAGAAGAAACAGAAUGUUCGACGUAAGAUUACUAAUCUUAGAAAAGCCUUUAAGCAAUUGAUGAACAGAAACCAAGAACUUCCUGAUCAUGUGCAGCUUAAGUCCGAGGAGUUUAUUAUUGACCCUAAUAUGAAGAAAGACCUUAAAGACAAGACCCAAGAUAAGAUUGAUCUUGUCCAUAAAGAAUUAGCAUGGGAAACAGAAAAACAUUCCAUUGGUCUCAGCAAGAUGAAAAAGAGAUUCAAGGAUGAGAUAGAGUGCGAAAGGAUUGUUCUAAGAGCCUUCAACUCGGACCAUCUUGUGUCAACAUUUCGCGCCUCAAAACCUGAUUAUCUCGAGUUGCUUCAACGAGAGGAAAAGGAAAACAACAAAACAAGCGAGGGUCCGGAGAGUGGGCCACGAAAAUCCAUCGUAGGAGGAAGACAGUUACGACGUCAAAGUACUCAGGAUAAGAUUCCUGCACAGCAAGCACAGCAACAACCGCAGCAGCAGACGCAAGCACAAAGUCAACUCGGCGGGAAAGUUGCUAAAGCUUUAGAAAAAGCAGAAGCWCGWCGGAUGAAAAGAUUGAACCGUCAAGCUCAGUGGGAUGAACUUAACCGUAACAAGCCAGACGAGAACUACGAAGAUCCAAAAGACAAGGCCGCCAUCAAGGAAGCUAAGGAAAACAUGGGUGAUUACAAACUUAAAACGGCCAAAGAUUAUGUAGUACCCGAGAGCCAACGGGUCAACGCUGACAAGAAGAGAUUACAAUUGCUGAAACUACUUGAUCAGAUUCACCAGUACAAGUUUGACUUCAAUCAGAAAUUCCUGAGUCUUAGAAACAAGAAGAUCGCAAUCAUWAAACAGGCAAAAGACAGCACAGGCAAAAUCCUGGAGAUCCAAAAAAAGAUGGAUUCCUACGCCAGACGCCCUAUUCCAAAAGUUCCUGAAAUGAAGCCGGAUGAACAGCCGGAAAAGUGAGUAAUAUUACUAUAAAGA
Exaiptasia diaphana is the source of this 5442-nucleotide messenger RNA. RefSeq names its product cilia- and flagella-associated protein 44. Lineage: Eukaryota; Metazoa; Cnidaria; Anthozoa; Actiniaria; Aiptasiidae. The transcript has 25 exons. The record is from RefSeq and is a predicted model, not a curated record. Gene Ontology annotation, molecular function: protein binding. The coding region runs from base 184 to 5424 and encodes 1746 amino acids.